AUGAGUAAAUGGAAUGAGCUUCGACUUAGAUUAAGCAAAAAUCAAACAAUUGAUGAUGAAAUGCAACGGGAGAUUGCAAAAGAAAAGGAGCACUGGAGGCAGGUCCUGGAACGAAUAAUUUCUGCUGUUAAGUUUCUUGCUAAACAAAAUCUAGCCUUUCGAGGAUCAAAUGAGAAAUAUUAUCAACGUAACAAUGGUAAUUUUCUAGCCACAAUUGAAAUGAUUGCUGAAUUUGAUCUUGUGAUGCAAGAACAUAUUAGUAUUUCUCUAUUAUCUUGGAUUGUUGAUGACACAUCUGGAUUGGGGCUUUUUAAUAUUUUGUUGGAUGCAUUGCGGAAUCUUGAUUUGAAGAUUGAUGAUGUGAGAGGUCAAGGUUAUGACAAUGGUUCCAAUAUGAAGGGAAAACAUCAAGUGGAUAUAUUGUUUGUUCGCACGCUCUACUAA
This is a messenger RNA of Sorghum bicolor (sorghum), 444 nucleotides long. RefSeq lists its product as uncharacterized. The record is from RefSeq and is a predicted model, not a curated record. The coding region runs from base 1 to 444 and encodes 147 amino acids. The transcript has 4 exons. Lineage: Eukaryota; Viridiplantae; Streptophyta; Magnoliopsida; Poales; Poaceae.